Molecule: messenger RNA, 124 nt
Organism: Racocetra persica
Lineage: Eukaryota; Fungi; Glomeromycota; Glomeromycetes; Diversisporales; Gigasporaceae
Source: the annotation of a GenBank genome assembly
GCGCAGAUAUCCGUUCUUAUCUCCAAAAUCAUAUACCGCUAAUAUUGCUGUAUGCAUCAAAGUCCGAUGUGGAUUAAAGAAUGAUUGGUUAAAUUUUUCACAAAUCAUGAGUUCGGGAGAGUGA